Prunus armeniaca (apricot) is the source of this 1023-nucleotide messenger RNA. Lineage: Eukaryota; Viridiplantae; Streptophyta; Magnoliopsida; Rosales; Rosaceae. The record is from the annotation of a GenBank genome assembly.
AUGGGAUCUGACAAGAAGAUCAAGAUCGGAAUCAACGGGUUCGGAAGAAUCGGUCGUUUGGUUGCUAGAGUUGCUCUUCAGAGAGACGAUGUUGAGCUCGUUGCUGUUAACGAUCCCUUCAUCACCACCGACUACAUGACCUAUAUGUUCAAGUAUGACACCGUUCACGGCCCAUGGAAGCACCAUGAGCUCAAGGUCAAGGACUCCAAGACCCUUCUUUUUGGCGAGAAGCCCGUCGCUGUUUUUGGGAUCAGGAACCCAGAGGAGAUCCCAUGGGGCGAGGCCGGUGCUGAUUUCAUUGUGGAGUCCACUGGAGUUUUCACCGACAAGGACAAAGCUGCUUUCCACUUGAAGGGUGGUGCCAAGAAGGUUAUCAUCUCUGCCCCAAGUAAGGAUGCUCCCAUGUUUGUUGUGGGUGUCAAUGAGAAGGAAUACAAGCCAGACAUUGACAUUCUUUCUAAUGCUAGCUGCACUACCAACUGCCUUGCUCCCCUUGCCAAGGUUAUCAAUGACAGAUUUGGAAUCAUUGAGGGUCUUAUGACUACAGUGCACUCCAUCACUGCCACCCAGAAAACUGUUGAUGGCCCAUCAUCAAAGGACUGGAGGGGUGGACGUGCUGCUUCCUUCAACAUCAUUCCCAGCAGCACUGGCGCUGCCAAGGCUGUUGGAAAGGUGCUGCCACAACUUAAUGGAAAAUUGACUGGUAUGGCCUUCCGUGUGCCAACUGUUGAUGUUUCAGUUGUUGACCUGACUGUCAGGAUUGAGAAGAAGGCAACCUAUGAGCAGAUCAAAGCUGCCAUCAAGGAGGAGUCCGAGGGCAAGCUUAAGGGCAUCUUGGGUUACACUGAAGAUGAUGUUGUCUCCACUGACUUCAUUGGUGACAGCAGGUCAAGCAUUUUUGAUGCCAAGGCUGGAAUUGCAUUGAACGAUAACUUUGUCAAGCUUGUGUCGUGGUACGAUAACGAGUGGGGUUACAGUUCUCGUGUGGUUGACUUGAUCGUGCACGUAGCAUCCACUCUCUAA